AUGCAGAUCAUUAACUCCCAGGACGUUAUGAUCUACUCGGCCGGGCUGUAUAGCCUCUUUAACGGGUAUGAUCAGGACUGUAUCCCCACCCACAACUGUCAGGACCGCAUCCUCGAGGUCAAGGGCUCGACCGGCGUUGUCAUCUUCAACCUGUUCACGGUGGCUACCAUCAAUAUUGCCAGCGGUAUCGACGAUACAAGUGUUCCCCAGGCAGACAACCAGUGCGGUUUCACCACAGAGGUGCCGUUUCCCGGGUUCGAUCACCUCGACAUCGUGUGGGUUGGCACAGAGAUCUGGAUCUCGCCCACGGUGAGCUGCCCAAGCAACUCUUGUCAGCUCAUUAUCCCAACCAGGUCGGUGGGAUCAACCACCAUCCGGCCCACUAGCUUUACAGCAUCCCUCAAGUAUGGAGGCUUCCACAGCAACACGAUUGGCGGGGUGGGAACCACCGUCUUUGAGACCUCGACUACAACCGUGACUAUUUCCGUUCCCUCUGUCGUCAUCGAUGGCAUCGGACACUCCAAUGUCAACGUGACAUCGUCUGGUACAGUGCCCAUCACCGUCUUCCCAAGCGUGGACCUUGAUCCUGUUGUGGUGACACUGCCCGACGGCGAGGGCAGUUCGACAGAGAGGACCAUCACCCUGCCUCCCUGGCCUCAGAUUGAGGGUGGCCCAUCCAUGAGCUAUAUAGACCCAGCCACUUUGCCAUCCAACAGCGGACCGGCCACCAACACGACAUACUACACUCCUGUAACCAGCCGUGUCACAGUAGGCGGGGCCACGGUGACGACGGUGACGUUCCCAGGCUCGACUGCGGCCAUUACCAUCCACUGCCCUGCCGAGACGUCCAUUGUCUUUGCGACACCCCGGAUCGCCGUCGGCACAACAUGUACUGACGAUGCCCACCGCACACUCAACUUCGCCUGUCCGACGACCCGCGUCUUUACCUUCCUGGGACCCGCGACUGCCAUGGCCACUGUCGACUGCUCGCUGGUCACAGCCUGGACGACUGGGUCUCCCGAUCCUACCCCUGAUCCUCUUCCAGUGUUCACUCGCUGGCCACCGUACGGCCAUAUCGAGCCCGAGGAGCAGGAGCGCGACAAGCCUGAACCUGACGAUGACGGUGUUCACGUGCCCUGCGCGUCUUGGUUCUUCUUCUUCUGCAUCUCGUGGGGGCAGGUCCGUGUGCGUUCCUGGUACUGGAUCCUGCCGGCGGGCAUCUACGGGCCGAUGCCUCCUCCGACCAAUAUCAUCCACCCCCCGCCCGGUGUCACCUUGCGUGGGAACCUGCCCAACUGGCCCAAAUUCACUAUCGGGCCGGACCGCCAGCUCACGACCGAGUCGGAGCCGGACUAUGAGAAGCAGACAGCCGAGGCCUGCACGACGACCAACUACGUGUCGGACGACGUAACCACGUCAUCGACGACGCUGUGUGAGACCAUCACCGGCUGCUCCAUCACCGUGUCUGAUGAAACUACGGAUGUCAUCGGAGACCAGAAAGCGGCCCCCAUCGGCACCUGGACCGAGGAGCUCUGGGCAACACAGACGCUGGGUGAGGACUGGACGAUCCAGGCCUUCGCCGCUCUACGGUCAGAAAUGAGCCGCGAGAAGAGCAGCGUCGGCGGGACGACCAUCUCCUUGACCUCAGGCUCGGCCGCAAGACCAACAUGUGCAGAUGGAACCACGGCCUGCGGCGGCACCAUCUGCUCUGGCUACUGGUGCCAGCCGACUCCGACUGGCCCUCCACCCGGCUUCCACGAUCCCAAGGACCCCAACUCGGAUGACUACCUGGCGCCCACGACCACCAUCUCCAGCAGCACGUCGUCUACGACUACCGGUGACACCAAGCCCACAACGCCGCUGGAGCGAGGCCCCAUCCAGUGUUUUGACGAGGCUGAUUUCCCCGGCCACGGCGACAUCAACCCCGACUCUCAAGAUGACUUCUCCACAGAGUUCAGUAAUCUGCGAGGCGGUGUCGCAGACGACUCCAUCGGGCCCGACUCUUCGCCCUGGGAGCUCCGCAAGAAGGACGGCCACGGCAUCAACUACUGGUUCAAGGCCGAGUGGGUUGCCGGUUGCGUCACCACCAUCGACAAGCAGAGCUUUGGAUUCCCGCUGGGCUCGCCCAGCCUCAUCACCACGUACCUUCUGGUACGAGAGGACUUUACCAAGUGCAAUAAUCAGGGAGUCGGCGGAACAUGCCAAGUUGGAUGUCUCAAGUAUACAUUUGAGGGUGGACGCGGUGAUGCCGAGGAAGAUCCGUGCCAGGACUUUGACUGUCGGCAGUGCGGCGCGCCGUUUGAGGUCCCUUAG
Molecule: messenger RNA, 2313 nt
Organism: Clonostachys byssicola
Lineage: Eukaryota; Fungi; Ascomycota; Sordariomycetes; Hypocreales; Bionectriaceae
Source: the annotation of a GenBank genome assembly